Molecule: messenger RNA, 497 nt
Organism: Rhizophagus irregularis DAOM 181602=DAOM 197198
Lineage: Eukaryota; Fungi; Glomeromycota; Glomeromycetes; Glomerales; Glomeraceae
Molecular function (GO): calcium ion binding
Source: RefSeq, a predicted model, not a curated record
UUUCCUUUUUUCCUUGAAAAUGUUCUCAUUUGUAAAGAACAAAUUUUUUUUAAUAAAUUUCUUUUUAUUAUUGUUAGCACUAAUGCCACUAUUUAGCUUAGCGAAUACUUAUAUAAAUUAUCAAGGAGAACACAACAACUACGGUGACCACGCAAAAAUUAGACAACACGUAAAAAAUCAUUUAAAAGACAUUCCGGGACAAAAUUUUGGGGAGAUGACAGAUGAUGAUGAUUUAUAUUAUUUAUUUUCUAUACAUGACGUUAAUCGCGAUGGAUAUUUAGAUGGACAUGAAUUACGUGAAGCUUUUAUUGAUGAUGAAUUUGGUGAUUCGGAAGGACUGAAACUCGAAGAAAUCGUUGAAAUGAUCGAUCAUGUAUUGUUAGAAGAUGAUAUGAACAAUGACGGAAAAAUUAGUUGGGAAGAGUACCUAUUAUCACAAUCUUAUCAUCAAGUAUAGUUAAAUAAACAAAAUUCACAACUAAUAUUACAAAUUCCAA